Molecule: messenger RNA, 6958 nt
Organism: Mugil cephalus (flathead mullet)
Lineage: Eukaryota; Metazoa; Chordata; Actinopteri; Mugiliformes; Mugilidae
Gene: dagla
Product: diacylglycerol lipase, alpha
Exons: 21
Coding region: 1218-4496 (1092 amino acids)
Biological process (GO): lipid metabolic process
Cellular component (GO): dendrite membrane; postsynaptic membrane
Source: RefSeq, a predicted model, not a curated record
UGUAGCUUAAACUCAGGCAAGGACUGAAAUGUGACCUAUGGGGAAUAUUCAGGGGAUAUUGUUUACAAACGAUUUGGUGGGUAAAAUAUAUAUUAAUAUGUAAUAUUCUUUUAAAUGCGUGUUUAUUUUUCAGUACAAAUCAAGCUCCUGUCUCGAUAUUUUUAACUAACAGUAAAUAAUAAACGGCGCAUGCGCAAUUCCAGCGUGAUCACUCUCACUUUUGACGUCCCUUGUCCUGUUUUCCUACAUAACUGGGAGCUUUCUGAAACUAUGGAACAACUGCACAAACAAAUCAGAGUCACUCCAUCCCCUGGGUCUUUGUGGGUGACAUCACAAAGGGGAGCGGCAGCCUCUGGAAAAAACAGAGCACUCUUUGAACCAGUUGCUGGUUCCUUGAUAUUCACCCACCACCGGUAGCGCCCUUUCUCCACUGGAUCUCCGAGUGGCUGAGGUUUGCCAUGAAAAAAAAACGGUCAGGUGUGCGUAAACGUUGUACGGCAUUUGCGCAGUCGAACGCGGAAGGGGAAUAGCCGAUUCGUACGUAUUUUUCGGUGGGAAAAUGUCCUAUGGGAUGGGCCAGAAUCUCGGGAAACGCUACCUCCGUUUUAGCCGCUCUCGGUUUCGGGGUUCGGGAGUUGUCCGGCUGAUGGCACACUAAGUCUACUGACUGCAAACGCGAAGGGCUCCGUCUUCUCCUUCUUCUCAUUCUUCUUCGCUGAACCUUAAAGACAACUGUGAUCCAAUGUGGGUUUGACUGUAAUAAAUCCGUGCUCCGACGGAAGGACACGAAAAUGACCCACACGUACUGUGAAAAGCCACAGCCGACGACGUGUUGCAAUUAAGCCGAGCACCGAGCCGUCAGUCUCCGGCGGGAUUCAAGGCGAAGCGGACGGUGUAGUGAAUUGCUCUUGAUGGUAUGUGCCGGGUCUGCAUGACAGCCGGCCACAUAACCGAGGCGGUGAGGAGUCUCCUUCUUUUUUUUUUUUUGUUGUUUCUUUUUUUUUCUUGACGUCUCUGGGUCCAUUCAUCCCUCUGCUGUAAUGCCGUUCGCGCGGUUGUUAUAAAUCGGUGCGACGACUGAGAAUUAAUCCACCCAACGCUGAGCCGGUGUCGGGGAGAGCGGGGCUGAGGCGGCUCGGCAGUCGGAGGGAUAUGGGAGAGAGAGCGGAACCGAUGCAGUGGGUCUUGGCAAGGCAUCGUCAAAAUACAGGGCAGUGAUGCCUGGAAUGGUGAUGUUUCGGCGGCGCUGGUCAGUCGGCAGUGAUGACUUGGUGCUGCCCGCCCUCUUCCUUUUUUUAUUACACUGCAUCUGGUUGGUGGUUCUGUCCGUGGUUCUGUUCGGCCUCCCGUACGGCUCAGAACAGUCCUGUUCCAUAACACUAGUGGACCAUGGCCGAGGGUACCUGGGCAUCCUCGUCAGCUGCCUGAUAUGUGAGAGCGCCAUCAUGUGGUUGAGCAUGAGGGGCAGCAUUUUGUACACACAGCCCAGGGAAGCUGUGCAGUAUGUCCUUUAUAUACGGCUAGCUAUUCUGCUGGUAGAGCUAGUGUAUGCCAUUGUAGGAAUUGCCUGGCUUGUCCAGUACUACCAGCCAUGCUCUGAUGUCACUGCCAAGAACUUGGCUUUGGGGAUCGUUGCAUGCAACUGGCUAGUCAUAUUCAGUGUUUGCAUUACCCUCAUGUGCACCUUCGAUCCUACGGGUCGGACUUUUGUCAAACUGAAAGCAACUCGCCGACGGCAGCGCAACCUGACUACAUACACACUCAGACACAGGCUAGAGGAAGGCCAAGCAAGCAGCUGGAGCAGGAGACUGAAGUUCUUCAUGUGCUGCACAAGAGCACAGGAUACACAAUCAGACGCGUAUUCAGAAGUGGCCAGCCUUUUUGCAGAGUUCUUCAGAGACCUGGACAUUGUGCCUAGUGAUAUUAUUGCUGGCCUGGUACUUCUACGCCAGAGACAGAGGUCUAAGAGAUCUGCCAUCCUGGACCAGGCCAACAAUGAUAUUUUAGCCUUCUUAUCGGGAAUGCCUGUCACUCGUAACACGAGAUACCUGGACCUUAAGAACUCAGGUGAGAUGAACAUGUACAAGGAUGUGUGCUAUUACAUGCUCUUUGCCCUGGCUGCGUAUGGUUGGCCCAUGUACCUGAUGAGGAAGCCUGCCUGUGGGCUGUGCCGCCUUGCCAGCUCCUGCCCCUGCACAUCAGUGUCUGGCUCUCGGUUGUCUCAGUCCGUGACAGUGGAGGAGGACAACUGUUGCGGCUGUAAUGUCCUGGCCAUACGCAGACACUUCCUGGACAGGGAUCUCAAGCAGGUCCACAUUGUCUACACUUCCUGCCAUGAUGCCGUUUACGAAACCCCAUUUUUUGUGGCAGUGGAUCAUGCGAAAAAGAAAGUUGUCAUUAGUAUCAGAGGAACCCUUUCACCAAAGGAUGCCUUGACGGAUCUGACGGGGGAUUCUGAGCGUUUGCCUGUGGAGGAGCAGCAUGGUACCUGGCUUGGCCACAAGGGAAUGGUUUACUCAGCAGAAUACAUUAAGAAGAAACUGGAGCAGGAAAUGAUCUUGUCACAAGCUUUUGGAAGAGACUUGAACAAGGGCACCAUGCACUACGGGCUGGUGAUAGUUGGCCACUCUCUUGGUGCAGGCACUGCUGCUAUCCUCUCCUUCCUGCUGAGACGUGAAUAUCCAACACUUCACUGCUACUCUUACUCUCCACCUGGUGGCCUUCUUAGUGAGGAUGCCAUGGAGUACUCCAAAGAGUUUGUCACAUCGGUGGUAUUAGGAAAAGAUCUGGUGCCAAGGCUCGGUCUGUCACAACUGGAGGGUUUCCGACGCCACCUUCUGGAAGUCUUACAAAAAAGUAACAAGCCAAAGUGGAGGAUCAUUGCGGGAGGCACUAAAUGUAUCCCAAAAUCAGAGCUUCCACUAGAGGAUGAUGAUCCUCAGUCUCAGCCGACAGCACCGCCCAGCAGCCGCCUGUGGCUGCACCCCAGUGACCUCAGUAUUGCCCUGUCAGCCUCCACACCCCUUUACCCUCCAGGCAGGAUCAUCCACGUGGUGCACAACCAUCCUCCAGAGACGUGCUGUGGCCAGGAAGAGCCAACAUACUCGGCUCUGUGGGGGGACAACAAAGCCUUCAAUGAGGUCAUUAUUUCGCCUGCCAUGCUUAACGAGCACAUGCCCCACAUGGUGAUGGAGGGCCUCAACAAGGUGCUGGAGAACUACAACAAAGGGAAGACUGCUUUGCUGUCAGCAGCCAAGAUCAUGGUGAGCCCCACAGAAGUGGACUUGAACCCAGAGACGAUGUUCGUGGAUACAUCAACGACCUCUCAGCAGCCGACGCCUACAACCCACCAUCGCAGGAACAGUAGUGUUCGACAAAAACACUUGUUACGUUCGUGUGCUCAAUCGGAAAUCUCUCUGGAUGGUUUCUCUGAGUGCCCUCCUCCCCCAGUGCCUGUAGUGCUGCGUGGAGCGCGGGAGCGCCUUGCAGUGGAGCUGAGGGAGCGCAAAGCACCACUGGCUGUCAUGGAGAGUCUAUCAGACGCCGAGUCCCUCUAUAGUCUGGAUUCCCGACGCUCCUCGGCUGCAUUAAGGGGUUCUCCAAUGCUAGGCAGUCUCCCGUUCCCUUUGGAUGCCCCAAUCCCAGAGGAGAACCCAUCUCUCAGCUCUCGCACUGAACUACUCGCUGCGGACUGCCUCUGCCAGGCAACGCCGGAGCACCUGGGUGAGGUCGGGCCCUUCUUUACCCCGCUGGAUUCCAGAUCCCCCCCAGACUACCCCAUGCGUCUUUCUCCUGCCACACCACGCUUCAGUGGACACCAUUCCCCGGCUCUUCUGAACCAGAGUGCCCUGGCUCAGCCUUUCAAACCAGAGCCUAAUGCCACCUCAAAAAUACUUCCUGAUGGAGAUGACCAACAGAUACCCGGUGUCUACAGCCCAGGGAGCACUCCUAACGCUCCUCUAAGCCCACAAUUAGGCUCUAGACCAAUGGAUAGAGAAAACGAAGACUGGGAGUUGGAAAUGGCAGAGAAACAGUUAAGUGCAGAGAUCAGACCGGCAGCUUCUACUCCUCCACAACAGUUAUCCAAUGGGAACCCCAGCCAGGCAGUGCUGGAGUUUGCCCAGUACUUAGACUCUUUAUUCAGACUGGACGGCAGCAGCUCACCGCCUCUGGAACUGUCGGACGGGGAGUCCGAGUCAGGCCGGGGCUCCUUUGGGCAAGGUGAGUGUCUUGGAGAUGGACAGCGGUUGGAUGACAAACAGCUUCUGGCCAGAGCAACACUGGAGCCUAAUCUAGUCCCCAAGCCCCCACGCACUUUUGCCGGGUCUGCUGACCCGUCUUCAGGCAUAUCUUUGUCACCCUCGUUCCCUCUCUCGUCAUCCGAGGAGCUCAACGAUCUUUCCCCCAGCGAGGGUGCCCCGCCAUCCAUGCACUCCUUACGGACAUCGACCCCUUGCCACUGCCCCGAGGAGAACACGCUAUCCUCCAUGGUGUAGCGCUUUCUGAAGGCUCCAGUGCCAUUUGCUCUAAAUUGAGAGGUGCAGUCAUCCAAAUUUGAAAACAUAUCACAGUACAUGCAUGCGGUGGAAUGCAGUCACUCGUCAGAGAUCCAAUAACAGAACUUCACUGACCAACUCACAAACUCUAUCCAUUCUUCAGGUGUCCCUUUUGAACUCUGUUUAUAGCAUUUUCACACUAUUGCAAUGACAAAGAAAAAAAGAUACCUCUCUCUGCAUGCCAGGGGGCUGUGCUGCUUUUGGGUGAAUAUAGAUAACUGUAGCUUCACAAUGCCAUUCCAAAACAAUGUUGUCUCAACCACACGGGGACACGUCCGCAUUACAUCGAUUCCCUGACUUCAAUCAAAGGGAGAAUAAUUAACUGAGCAGGGAUUAAAAACUCACACUGUAGAAGAGGUUAGCUUAGGCACACCAUCUGGGUUGAUGUACUGUACAACUUCCUGCACCCUCAGCAGCUCCGGAAAUUUGUCCAGCGUUUAUUUGAUUUUUAUUUUUUUAAUUCAGGAAUGUGAAGAUGGACAUAUUCGUCAAUAAAUAGAAGCGAGAAGACAUUAAGAAAAGUUCCUCAGGUCUACAAUGAAUUGACUUUGAGAAAUAGAGUAAGUGUGUUUCAUUGGUGAGAAUCCAUGUGUCUUAAACAUUUAGUGAUUGUGACAAAGUUAUAACAGACGCCUAUGGAUGUUUUUGAGUCUUUCAGUUACUCUUUAUAGUGCAUGAAGAUGUUUUUUUAUUUUAUUUAUUCAUGAAGAGUAAUUGUCACUAAGCCACUUAGACUGACAUUUGGUUAUACUUGCACACAUUAUGUUGCUGAAUUUAUCCCCUUUGCCAAAAAAUGAAUACACUGUCUUGCCAAAUGUAUUUAUGAGAUGUAAUUUUGUAUAUGUACAUGGAUAUUGCUUUAUUUACACACACAGCUAAGUUCAUCAUCUUCUCCCCACGACAUUCAGUUGGUUCCCAUUGAGACUGUUACACAGCAACACCACAGAAACAAUGUCACCCUGACAUUAAACACUGCCAUGGCUUUCAUUUUGAAAAACAGAUCCUCUGCACACUGGGUUAAACAAAGAGCAAACUUGCUAAUAGUUGUCCUAGUUUCAUGAAUACUGUAUAUUUCUCCUCGGAGAGCUGUUAGCAAUGUGCCCAGGUCAGAGUUUGCAUGCUUUAUGCAUUUCAGAGUAGCAUGGCUGGUAUAAAACAAGCGUUGUCAUUAAGCCACAUUAAAUAAGCUAUGAAUAUCUCCAGAAACCAUCAUAUAUAAACUUUUGAGAGGCUGAUUGGAUGCCCAGGUCCCCAGAGAGGACCAAACUGCAUAUGCUUAAGGUGUCCCAGGAUAUCAUUUCUCGUUCUGAAGGUGCUCUCAGUCAUUUUGGACGUCGAGGUGUUUGCUUCCCUUUAAUCUGGUUCAUCUCAAACAGCCUUGAGGUUGGACUGACUGACGAAAUGGGUUGAACGUUGCGUAUCCCAAAUCUAAAAAUGGUUUGUGGCAUAUGAUCUUCCAUAUCACUUUGGGUGUAACAGGUGGCUCAAAAUUUGCAUUAUUUAUUACAGUUAAUGUUGUUUUAUUGCUAUAUUUGAUGGUAUUAUUAUCCUUAUUGCUCUUGCAACAGAUUGGUUUGAUGUCAGUGGUUUUUAUCUCAGUUUUUAGGACAGUGUGGGGAACUUUUUAAACUUUCCCAAACGUAGGACAUUAUCUAUUUCAGCUUUUUUUCUGUCCGAGUGAAAAAGUAUUUGACAUUCUGCCACGGCAUGGUGUCAAUAUGUUUUUCUUUCUUUUGCAAAUGUGUCAUAGUGGUGAGACAUGCUGAAAAGUGACUGCCUUCUCACUGCGACCUUUGGUGCAAAAUCCACCGUCAAGCCUGGAGUCACCAUAGCGAUCUGUCUACGCACAGUGUCUCUAAUUGGGAUGAGAUGUGCUGUGGUUACUCACAGUGGACAGCUCCAGCCAGUUUACCGUCUGACACUACUCAAAUCAUGCUGCCAGUCCCAGCAGACACAAUAAGGUUGGGCCAGCAUUUUCCUACAUUCAGUAGCCUCGCUUGCAGCUGGUCAUAUAUGAAACACUGCUGAAAGAAAGCACCAGUACUUUUCACCAUGAUGUGUACAGCACCAUCUUCUAUGUGUAAUUAUUUAUGCAGAUGUCUAAAUAAAUUCCAAUAGAGUCAUGUAGAAAACAACUAUAUAACAGUAAGGAGAUAAUGGAUAUAUUAAAAGAUAUCAGUAUUGACGUAUAGAGAAAAAAAAAUCAUCUGAAAGUUAUUUAUUCCAACUAUUGGCAGAUUUACAAAUUGGUCUAUAUUGAAAUGAAUAAUUCAACUAUGUCUUGUCCAUGUUUACCUGGUUUGCUUCCCUUCCUAUCCUGCCCCACAAUGAGAAUGUAUUUAAUCCCUUUCCCUCACUGCCCUGCCUGUAAUGGAAUAAACUACAAACUAUAAAAAAGAAAA